This is a messenger RNA of Tetrahymena thermophila SB210, 192 nucleotides long. RefSeq lists its product as hypothetical. Lineage: Eukaryota; Ciliophora; Oligohymenophorea; Hymenostomatida; Tetrahymenidae. The transcript is spliced from 2 exons. The record is from RefSeq and is a predicted model, not a curated record.
AUGAUUAUGAACUAUGAGGGAAUUUAAAUGUUUUGGUAUUCAAUUACAAGUCUAACAAGAUAUCAUCCAAAUAAACAAAUGAAGAUAUCUGAUUUUUUCAAAAAAUAUACUAUUAUGCAAGAACUUACAAGGCCUUGGACUUAAUCUUCAAUAACGAAAAAAAAAAAACAAUAAGAAAUUAUGAAAGACUGA